AUGGCAGUCGUCAAGGUCGAACACUCAGGUCUACCUGAGCAUCAGGUGGGCAUCAUGCAGCAGUUCCGUGAGUUCUGGAUGGAAGGCCACUUCUGCGAUCUGACCGUGAAGAGUCGCGAAGGCACGGAGCACCGCGCCCACGCAGGCGUGCUGUCGGCCGCCGGCAAGUUCUUCAAAACUCUGCUGUGUGGAUCGUUUCUUGAGGCAGAUCAGGUGAAACAUGGGCAGCCUGUGCAAAUCAAUGCUUCUGAUGCAGCUCUCAGAGCUUUGCUGGAAUACAUCUAUGGCGGGCAGCCUGAUUUGCCUGUGGAGGAGUCCAUUGAGCUGUUGCGAUUGGCAGGAGCCUACGAGCUGCCAAAGUUAGCCAAGGAUGUCGAGGCAGGCAUUCGUGCAUCUCUGAAGACACAUCCCGUUCCUUCAAGCCUUAGAGUUCUACAGGAAACCCACGGAUUGCAUGAUUUGAAGGCUGCCUGUGAGGAGGCGGUUGCCACAAACUUCGAGGUCUGCGCUCAGCACCCUGACUUUCUGAGGCUAAGUGCUGUUCAGCUGGCACAGAUCCUGGAAAGAGACGAUUUGAAAGUUUCGCGGGAGGAAGUCGUGCUGAAGGGUAUCUUCACUUGGUUCAACUCCUGCAAGGACAGGGGUGAUGAUGUUCUGGGGCUGCUCCUACGAGAUGUCGAUUUUCAAUCCAUCUCUUUUGAGAACUUGCAUCAACUUAGCCGACUUGCCUCGUCCUUUGGCCCAAAUGGAGACUUCCUGCAGCGACGCGUCACCAAGCCAUGCAAGCAAAUAGGAAACGAAUCCAGGCAGAAGCUUCAGAUGGUUUUCGCCCGAAGCGGCGUUGCCUUCAACACUGGUCGCCGUACAUGGGUUCUAGCUCAGGAGGCGCAAGGAAAGUGUUACCCCGACCCAGUGACUCACUCUGCUGGCAUCAAGGUGUUUUUGUACGCGCAGAUUUCGCCAGCAGUGUCCUUUGCUGGAAGCCCGGCGAUGGUGAUCCCCGAGUGGUUGCAGGCACAGGUGCUAGUGUAG
Symbiodinium natans is the source of this 1032-nucleotide messenger RNA. Lineage: Eukaryota; Dinophyceae; Suessiales; Symbiodiniaceae. The record is from the annotation of a GenBank genome assembly.